AUGGUUUCGCGGAGGAGAAGAGGGCAAUUGCCCUCGCUAUUAUCAACAUGGGCGGCUUUAACGUCGAUGGCAUCUGCCAUCAACUUCACCGAAAUAUCGCUACCCAAUAUCUUAACGGAUGGCUAUGGACGAAUGGGUCUGGUAGGCGACUUUGACAGCAUAUCGCUAUACCAGUUUGCAGAACAAGGCACGCAAACAUAUUUCAGAAAUGGUAGUCAUGCUAUCAUGACACAACUUCCCAAUGGCGACCUUACGACUGUCGCUGUUACAAAUGGACAUAUCAACGACAUGUGUCUAUUCAAAUUGAAAGAUCAAACGGCCGGACUGGUGGUAGGAGGAAAUUUCACUAGGAUCGGAGACCUUCAGACUGAGGGUAUUGCCCUUAUCGACCCAGUAACAGGCGCGCCGGUUCCACUAGCAGGUGGACUCUCAGGGACCGUUAACGCGAUUUUGUGCGACACGAGCACAGAAAGCGUUUUCGUUGGAGGCGAUUUUAAGUACAUGAACUCAACGAAUGCAGUCCAGUGGAUGGGGAUGGGAGGCUGGUCUCAAUUGUCCUUCCAAGGUUUCAACGGACCUGUAGAAUCGAUUUCGCGAUUAGACAACGGAACUAUCGUCUUUGGUGGAAGGUUUACUGCUAUCGGCAAUGAGACAACACUAAGCUCGAACCCGAAUGGUACGGAAAAGAUCACCCAACAGGUUGUUAACCUUGAUUCCGCGUCGACCCUGAUUACCGCUACUCUUGGCUCUGAUAGAGAAGGUUUCAGGGACCCCACGAACGUUAUAUGUUCCAACGGAACCGAGGAAACGCCCGACAGCGUCUUCCUUUUCGAGGAUGGCGCCCAGGGGUCGUGGUCAGCUGAUCUUUCCUAUACCGUUUACCCUACGAAGUUAAGACUCUACAAUACUCACUUCGAGAACCGGGGCUUGAAAACAUUUCGAUUUGUUUCUCGUCCCAACAAUGGUAUUAUGAACCUUACAUCAGUUGACCCUGUUUCGAACGAACGAUUUUACUGCGAUGCAUGGUGUCCACUUUCGCAUGACACCAAUUCUACGGUUCCAUACCAGGACUUCAACUUCGUAAACGUCAUCCCAACGUACGCCUUCAGAAUCGAAGUUAUCGAGUGGUUUGGAGAUGGAGCCGGGUUAAAUGCGAUUGAAUUGUUUCAAGAUGAUAUUUAUGGCUUUGCUGAUAACGCCCUCAACGAGCCAUCCUGCAAAAAUGUGCAAGGAUCUUUGUCUUCAACGGUUGAAGGGUCUUGGACAUCUACUGGCGGACCACCAUCUACCGACUCGAAGUUUUUGACUGGAACCUUCUCGGCAGCAGAGGCAGAACAAGCCAGUAUAACUUUUAGGCCUGACAUCAGGAUUUCCGGACGAUACCAAGUUUUAGUAUACACGCCUGGAUGCCGACAAGACAACUCUUGCUCCCAGAGAGGCGGGGUUACGGUAUCCGGAACAUUCUCAUCUAACGAAACGACAACCCCUGAAAUUUCCUAUUGGCAAACCAACGAUUUCGACAAGUACGACGUCUUCUUCGCCGGAUAUGUUGAAGCCAACAGUGAUGACCACAUAGUCGAGAUUAAGCUACGUCCAACCCAAGGUCAAUUUUCGGAUUUUCAAAACGUAGUGGCAUCGAAGGUCAGAUUUGUGCUUGAGGAACCAGCUGAGAAACCUCAGCUUCAGACUCGGGCUGUCUCUGCGUCAGCCCUUGAUGGUCGAUUGUCUCUCAACGGAGUCUUUUCGUUCAAACCAGGGAUGAGUACCGAAGCUGCGGAGCAAGCCACAGCAAUCAGCAUUGCUGGGACUCAAAUUCCAAUCAACUCGACGAUCAACUCCGUGGUUGUCAAUGAGAAUACUGUUUUUAUCGCUGGGGACAUCAGGACUGAACAAUUUGGCAACUUUCUUUUCAUUGACGAUGAAGGCUUAAAGCCCGUUGCGCUCGGCGGAUUGAAUGGUGUCGUUUCUGAUGCAUAUCUAUCUAAUGACUUGAUCUACCUCGCCGGCAGGUUUAAUGACACUGUCGAUGCAUCUACUGCCGGGCUUUCUCACGUUGCAGCCUACAAAGUUAGUACCAAAGAAUGGCAAGCACUUGGUACGGGCCUUGACGGGGUCCCUACUAAGAUUGUACCAUUUUCAGUCAACACUACCGGGAUAGUCGAAACCUAUUUUGUCUUCUCGGGACCCUUCACCAAGAUACUCGCUUCGGAUACGCAGCCUGAGGUUAGCGUUGGUGGAGUUGCUAUCUGGGUCUCGAGCAAGAGAGAAUGGCUUGAGAGACUUUCGGACGCUCAAUUUAGGCUUGACGGUUUCUUGUCACAAAUCGCUGAAUACACCCCAAAUCCACCUUUCUUUGCUGGAUCCCUCCUUUAUAGCAGAAAUGGUCUCGCUGGCGCUGCAUCUCUCCUCAAGCCUGACAACGGGCCGAUCCAGCUCGUACCACUUGGCAUCGACAUCUCAGUACCCGAAGUCUCCAGCAACUUGAAUCGAAAGCGGGCUAUAGAUUCAUCUCCGGGUACCAAGAUAAGCGGUGUCCAGGCUGGUGCCUUCUACGAGAAGAAGAACACCACAAUUCUUGGGGGCCGAUUUAGGUCCGGCGAUGUCGAAAAUCUGGCCCUUGUUCGUGGGCAGGAAAACAACAAAGUUGAAGGUGUCCCAAGCAACCUCUUAGGUGGCGAUAAUGUGAUUACGUCGCUCCUUUUAACCUCGAAAGCUAGCUCAGAAGGUAAAUUAUAUAUCGGAGGCUCGAUUAAUACGACAAUUAUGGACGCUCGGGUUGGUGGGAUGGCUGUAUUUGAUUUGGAAACCAACGACUUCGUCAAACCUCAACCACCGCCUCUGGAAUCCCCUGGGAACGACUCAGCCGUCUACACAAUUACCCAACAACCAAACGGCAGACAAAUAUAUGUUGGUGGUUCUUUCACAAGGGUCGCUCCUCAGUUCGACUGUGAGGGUAUCUGCAUCUACGACCCGGAAAGCUUCCAGUAUUUCGCGGCAGGAUCUGGAUUUGGUGGCGUCGUCUAUGCUAGUGCCUGGACCGAUACGAAUACCUUGGUCGUUGGAGGUUCGCUUGAGCUAAACGAUACUGUCGUUCAUCUUGCAACAUACAAGCUGAGCACCACAACAUGGACCGUUUUCCCGAAUUCCCAGGAGAUUCCAGGGCCUGUAACAACCAUCUUUACACCAACUGGAGAGGAAAGCAGUAUCUAUAUCGGAGGAAACGCUAAUGGUCGGCCGUUCAUUCUCAGAUGGGAUGGCACGAAAUGGAGCAAUCUUGGUGGCGGUCUUCAGCCUGGUUCCGUUCUUCGGGGCAUUGAAGUCUUCGAACUGGAUGGUGUCCAUGCACCAAACGAUCUCCUCUCGCAGAGCCAAAUCUUGAUGGCGUCUGGUAACAUCAUCCUUGACAGGACGCCCAUUAACUCUUCCGCCGCCCUCUUCGAUGGCAUUAACUGGACCCCCUUCGUCCUCACGACCAAUGAGGACGGAUCCUCAGGUUCCCUUGGCGCCUUUGUCUCGCAGAGCAAGCAUACUUUUAAUGAAAAUGCUGGCAAGCUCGCCGUGGGCCUUGUGGUUCUGAUUUCGCUUGCCCUGGCGCUAGCGUUGAUAUUCCUUAUCGUUGUUAUCGGUGUUAUCGCUUCUUACAUCAGGAGAAGAAGAGAGGGCUACGUUAUUGCGCCAACUAGGGUCUCCCCGAUCCCGAUACCGCAAGAUAUGACAGAGCGAGUACCCCCGGAUCAGCUGUUCCAAGGCGUAGGGUUCGCAUCUGCAAGGGGAACGCCGCAUAUCUAA
This is a messenger RNA of Orbilia oligospora ATCC 24927, 3789 nucleotides long. RefSeq lists its product as uncharacterized. The transcript has 2 exons. Gene Ontology annotation, cellular component: plasma membrane of growing cell tip. Lineage: Eukaryota; Fungi; Ascomycota; Orbiliomycetes; Orbiliales; Orbiliaceae. Gene Ontology annotation, biological process: positive regulation of establishment of bipolar cell polarity regulating cell shape. The record is from RefSeq and is a predicted model, not a curated record. Bases 1 to 3789 code for a protein of 1262 amino acids.